This is a messenger RNA of Letharia columbiana, 318 nucleotides long. RefSeq lists its product as uncharacterized. NCBI's taxonomy places the organism in Eukaryota, Fungi, Ascomycota, Lecanoromycetes, Lecanorales, Parmeliaceae. Gene Ontology annotation, cellular component: FANCM-MHF complex; Fanconi anaemia nuclear complex. Gene Ontology annotation, biological process: resolution of meiotic recombination intermediates; replication fork processing. The transcript is spliced from 4 exons. Gene Ontology annotation, molecular function: protein heterodimerization activity; chromatin binding. The record is from RefSeq and is a predicted model, not a curated record. The coding region runs from base 1 to 318 and encodes 105 amino acids.
AUGGCAGACAACGAGGAGCAGGCGUUGGAACAGCGCCUCAAGUCUGCUCUUUGGUUCUCAAUCGGCAAGAUAGUUGACGAAGAAACGCUCAAGCUUGGUGUCAAUGCUACACCACAAUUCAUUGGGGCCUUGACGGAGAUGGUCUGGGCACAGAUUGAAAAUAUCGGCAUGGAUUUGAAAAGCUUUGCCAAACAUGCUGGGCGGUCUACUAUAUCCACGGACGACGUGAUGCUUCUAUCUCGCCGGAACGAGGGCCUAGAGACUGUGCUCAGGAGUUACAUGGAAAGCGCCGGCAUUCCAAAACGCAAGAAGCGUUGA